AAAGGAACGCUUCAUUGCCAUACCCUGGUAUGGCCCAAAAAUAUGAAGAGCAUAUAUGUGUCGCAAAUAACCGCUCACAUACCGAAUGAAAACGAAGACUACGAUUUUCAGAUUUAUCAUUGCCAAAAAUCUAAUCAAAAAGUCUUAAAUAUGCCAGUGCACAGCGAGAAAACGAGUUAUGACGAUAAUGGCCUGCAUAUUUACCACACAGCUGAGGCAAAUAAUAAUAACGUCCGAGCUUACAUCGACACGUUAGCGAGAAGCUUACAAUGCUCAAUGGACGUGCAAUAUGCUGACGGAAAAAAUUUGCUCUUAAAAUACGUUGCAUCCUAUGUAUCAAAAUUUAAGGAUACAUAUAUUUCAAAUGGUUAGUAUUUUUCUACUUCCUUAUGCACUUUUUUACGCACAAAACUUAUUACUUUCUCAUUUAUUUUAAAGCUGUCAUUGCUGAAGGUUUAACAGGGCAUCAAGCCGCAUUUCGUUUUGUU
This is a messenger RNA of Hydractinia symbiolongicarpus, 488 nucleotides long. RefSeq lists its product as uncharacterized. The transcript has 2 exons. The record is from RefSeq and is a predicted model, not a curated record. Bases 43 to 372 code for a protein of 109 amino acids. Lineage: Eukaryota; Metazoa; Cnidaria; Hydrozoa; Anthoathecata; Hydractiniidae.